Messenger RNA from Varanus komodoensis (Komodo dragon), 1196 nucleotides. It is a transcript of the gene LPAR3, whose product is annotated as lysophosphatidic acid receptor 3. Gene Ontology annotation, biological process: G protein-coupled receptor signaling pathway. The record is from RefSeq and is a predicted model, not a curated record. The transcript is spliced from 3 exons. Lineage: Eukaryota; Metazoa; Chordata; Lepidosauria; Squamata; Varanidae. The coding region runs from base 126 to 1196 and encodes 356 amino acids. Gene Ontology annotation, molecular function: lysophosphatidic acid receptor activity. Gene Ontology annotation, cellular component: membrane.
UUGCAUCUUUAUCCCAGAAUCUCACACCCUCUGCACCUACCAGUGAUUCAUUUAGUAUUUGCCAUUUUUAAAAAAUCUGGAUUGAUACUGAAGACUUAUGGGUAAAAGAUGCACCCCCUUAAUCCAUGAUGAAUGAAUGCCACUAUGAUAAACGCAUGGACUUUUUUUAUAACAGGAGUAAUACAGACACAGCAGAUGAGUGGUCAGGGACAACGCUGGUCAUCGUUUUAUGCUUUGGGACCUUCUUUUGCUUCUUCAUUUUCCUUUCAAAUUCCCUGGUUAUCGCUGCUGUUGUCAAAAACAAGAAGUUUCACUACCCCUUCUAUUACUUGCUAGCCAAUCUAGCUGCUGCAGACUUUUUUGCAGGCAUUGCUUAUGUAUUCCUGAUGUUCAACACUGGCCCAGUGUCAAAAACAUUAACAGUGAAUCGAUGGUUUUUGCGCCAGGGGCUGCUGGACACAAGCCUGACGGCCUCUUUGGCCAACUUAUUAGUCAUUGCUGUUGAGAGACACAUGUCUGUGGUGCGGAUGAGGGUCCAUAGUAACCUCACUAAGAAGAGGGUCACCUUUUUCAUUUUGUUGAUCUGGGCCAUAGCUAUUUUCAUGGGUGCAGUGCCCACAUUGGGCUGGAACUGUCUCUGCGACAUCUCAACCUGCUCUUCCCUGGCUCCUAUCUAUAGCAGGAGCUACUUGAUAUUCUGGACGGUCUCCAACCUGGGAGUCUUCUUCAUCAUGGUGGUGGUGUACAUAAGAAUCUACAUGUAUGUCCAAAGGAAAACCAAUGUGUUAUCCCCCCACACUAGUGGAUCCAUCAGUCGCAGGAGGACCCCAAUGAAGCUUAUGAAGACAGUCAUGGCAGUGCUAGGUGCCUUUGUGGUAUGCUGGACUCCUGGUCUUGUUGUUUUGCUUCUUGAUGGCUUGAAUUGUACUCGCUGUGAGGUUCAGAAUGUGAAAAGGUGGUUUCUUCUCCUAGCCCUGCUGAACUCAGUCAUGAAUCCAAUCAUUUAUUCUUACAAAGAUGACGAGAUGUCAAGCACCAUGAGACGCAUGAUCUGCUGCUCUUUUGAGGAAAGAAACCAGGAGCGCCGGUCUUCCAGGGUCCCCUCCGCAGUGCUAAGCAGGAGCGUGGAUUCCUCCAGCCAAUACUUAGAAAAUGGCAUUAGUCAAGGAACAAUCAGUGGCAAAGAAAAUACAUGA